This is a messenger RNA of Staurois parvus, 302 nucleotides long. Lineage: Eukaryota; Metazoa; Chordata; Amphibia; Anura; Ranidae. The record is from the annotation of a GenBank genome assembly.
CGGUGCCCGCAGUCUUGCCAGACGACUCGUUGCCUGUCGCCCGCCAGUCUUGGGACCGGUGCCUGUCGUGCCUGGGGGGCCCGAUGCCUGUCGCCCGCCUGGGGGUCCGAUGCCUGUUCGCUCCGCCUGAGGGCCCGAGACCUGUCGCUCCCGCCUGGGGGUCCCGGCGCCCGCCGCUCCGCCUGGGGUCCCGAUGCCUGUCGCCCCGCCUGGGGGUCCGAUGCCUGUCGCCCCGCCUGGGGGUCCGGUGCCUGUCGCCCCGCCCUGGGGGUCCGGUGCCUGUCGCCCCGCCUGGGGGCCCG